Messenger RNA from Sinocyclocheilus grahami, 979 nucleotides. RefSeq names its product cell wall protein IFF6-like. The coding region runs from base 15 to 926 and encodes 303 amino acids. The transcript is spliced from 8 exons. NCBI's taxonomy places the organism in Eukaryota, Metazoa, Chordata, Actinopteri, Cypriniformes, Cyprinidae. The record is from RefSeq and is a predicted model, not a curated record.
AAGCGGUCAAGCUCAUGGAAGCAGUUAUGGACGUGGAAGCGGUCAAGCUCCGGGACGUGAUCCGGGAAGCGGUCAAGCUCAGGGAAGCAGUUAUGGAAGCGGAAGCAGUUAUGGAAGCGGAAGCGGAAGCAGUGGUGGAAGCGGUCAAGGAAGUGGAAGCGGUCAAGCUCAAGGAAGCAGUUAUGGAAGCGGAAGCGGUCAUGAUCAGGGAAGCAGUUAUGGAAGUGGAAGCGGUCAAGCUCAGGGAAGUGAUCAGGGAAGCGGUCAAGCUCAUGGAAGCAGUUAUGGACGUGGAAGCGGAAGCAGUUAUGGAAGCGGAAGCAGUUAUGGAAGUGGUCAAGCUCAGGGAAGUGAUAAGGAAAGCAGUCAAGCUCAGGGAAGUGAUCAGGGAAGUAGUUAUAGAAGUGGUCAAGCUCAGGGAAGUGAUCAGGGAAGUAGUUAUGGAAGUGCAAGUAGCUAUGGAAGUGGAAGUGAUCAGGGAAGAGGUCAAGCUCAGGGAAGCGAUCAGGGAAGUGGUUAUGGAAGUGGAAGCGGUCAAAGAAGAGGACGUGGUCAUGGAAGCGGUCAAGCUCAGGGAAGCGAUCAGGGACGUGGAAGUGAUCAGAGAAGAGGACGUGGUCAUGGAAGCGGUCAAGCUCAGGGAAGCGAUCAGGGACGUGGAAGUGAUCAGAGAAGAGGACGUGGUCAUGGAAGCGGUCAAGCUCAGGGAAGCGAUCAGGGACGUGGAAGUGAUCAGAGAAGAGGACGUGGUCAUGGAAGCGGUCAAGCUCAGGGAAGCGAUCAGGGACGUGGAAGUGAUCAGAGAAGAGGACGUGGUCAUGGAAGCGGUCAAGCUCAGGGAAGCGAUCAGGGAAGUGGUUAUGGAAGUGAAAGUGGUCAAGCUCCGUGAAGCGAUCAGGGAAAUUGUAAUGGAUGUGGUCAUUUGAAAUGGGCAUUUUGCAUAAUCUUUACUUGAUCUUUUCAAUUCAGAGCUUUAUUC